Macrosteles quadrilineatus (aster leafhopper) is the source of this 8949-nucleotide messenger RNA. Its product is annotated as bridge-like lipid transfer protein family member 3B. Lineage: Eukaryota; Metazoa; Arthropoda; Insecta; Hemiptera; Cicadellidae. The transcript is spliced from 23 exons. The record is from RefSeq and is a predicted model, not a curated record. Bases 68 to 4054 code for a protein of 1328 amino acids.
GAACUGUCUACUGUCAUGUCUGCUGAGUGUUUGUGAUUGAGAGUGAUAACGUCAUUUUCAAGUAAAAAUGGUGUCUUUAAUUAAAAACCAAAUAUUGAAACAUCUAUCAAGGUAUACUAAAAACCUAUCUGCAGACAAAAUAAACUUGAGUACAUUCAAAGGAGAGGGGGAACUCACAUCUCUAGAGCUAGAUGAAAUAGUGUUAACCGAUUUGUUGGAGCUUCCCUCUUGGUUACGGCUGACAAGUGCUUGGUGUAAUAAGGUUACAUUUAGGAUACAAUGGACAAAACUGAAGAGUGUUCCGAUACAUUUGUCGCUGGAUGAGGUUCACAUCAAUAUAGAGACAUGUGAGGAGUUGCGCUCGAUGUCGGCUCAUCAACCACUCUCUUCUCUUGGAGCCGCUACGAAAUACAAUUUCAUCAACAAAGUGAUCGAUGGAAUGACAAUCUGCGUUAAUAUGGUCAAAGUCAAGUUUAAAAGUCCUGCAUUCACCGCAUCUGUUCAGAUCCUAAGGAUAGUUGUGCAAUCCAAGACUCCGGAUUGGAAGAAAGGCGACUUGAGACUGACAAAGCUCAAGGAGCCAAAGAAAGGACAAAUCCUCAUCUUUAAGGAGCUGGAAUGGCAGACAGUGAGGAUAGAAGCCAGUUCCAUACAGGACUCGGAGCUGCCUCCGUUGCGACUGCUCACUAACUUCACACGGUGUCGGAUCACCAUCAAGAAACGGCUCUCGGAUUGUUUCGUGAUGGGAUGUCGGUUGGCGCUACUGCUAGACGAUCUAUUGUGGGUUCUCACCGAUUCUCAGCUCAAGGCAGCUCUUUGCUUCAUAGACUCGCUCUCUGGUCUGGUGAAGAAAGAUACCGAGGUCACGCGCACAAAAAAAGCUGCUCGCAAAUUAGAGGUGUUACCAGAAUAUCAAGCGCAGUUAGCUCAACAAGCGAGAGUCACGGAGCCGAGAGAUACAAUGUGUGAUAUAUUCGCUCGUUACGACUUCAUCGAGACAUCAUAUCACUUCUUCUGCGCAAAGAUAGAUUUGCACCUCAGCGAGGACCCUGGAACUGGAAGAUCGUGUCAUCCGGAUCUCCAGGUUGGAGGAGCUUUCCAGAUCAACCUUCACAACUUCCAGGUCGACUACUACCCUUACCAUCUGGCGACUGGGGACAGGCACCACUGGGCUAAGUACAAGGAGGGCAACAGUCCUCACUCGCAGUGGCUCAAUCAGGCGCACAGUGUGUUCCGCAACACCCUACUGCAACUGGUGGACAUAGGACAUCACAUGGCACACCCCGCUCAGGACUCGCGGCCGUCACCCAGCCAGAACCCAGUGAAAGCUUACGUUCUGUCGCAGUUGGCCAAACUGAUGACAGCCUGUGUGAUAAUCAGGAUCGAAGACUUUACGCUCUAUCGAGUUUCUACCUCUGCGAAGAAACAACAGCAAAAAGAGUUUGUAAAAGCUCAACAUAGGCGAAGGUCCAGUGUGGCCUCCGGGGGAAGCUAUGGUGAUAAAGAACGUCACGCCAUACCAAGCGUACCUGAGCUAAUGACGUUGCACGCAGAGUUUACGUACUAUUAUUAUCCUGGGGAUGAGCCUUUUCCUCUUCCGCCUCCCAAGUUUUACGUACAUGUCAACCCUGUCCAAAUACACUUUGACGUGCUUACUCUGUUGUGGCUGAACUCGUUCGCUCUGUCGCUACAAAAACCGUUGCUCUCGGCCGCUUCUAAUGCCGCAGGGGCCGAUAAGGACGCUGCAUCGUUAUCAUACAUUGAUGUCAAGGUGGAGGCCAUUAUGCCCAGGUUGGUCUUGGAAAGUGUGGGUGAACAGUUGGGACAGAAAGAUCGUCCUCGCUCUCUGCACUUCAACGUGUCUCGCGCAAGCAUCACAAACGUGCGCAGUGUAGAGCGAUGUUCUCGCGCAGACCUGGCCAAGUGUGUGCACGCUUACCAGCUCGGCUCUUUGUUCUACAAUACAGACUUUCCUUCGAAACCGGAUGACCUGGCUGUACUCACGGACAAGUUUCUUAGCCACGUUCAGUGCACAGACAAUGUCCGGCCAGAACCAUCUCCGAUUCCCUCCGACUCGAUAGAACAAGCUAUGCUCCACUUGCAUAGAGAACUGCUCUGGACGGAGGCUAAAGAUGUUUGGUGUGUGCUGUUAGAACCGGUUUGGGGUGAAUUCUACGGCAUGCGUGCUGUAGGUAAUUCUCGGCCCGUGCCAUUCUUUGACGCCUUCCCACUCACCCUGUGGGCCCACGUCGGGCCACCCUCGGCACCGGACAUUAGAGCGUUGGCUCACGUCUCCAACCUAGUCAGCGUCCAGCUGAAUCAUUAUCAGUUCUUGUUCCUUCUGCGGAUUGCCGAUGACCUGACAGAGUUGACAACAUUCCUGGCCAUGGACAGUGAUCGUAUCGCCAGUAGAGACUCUCGCCCUACAGUAGUGGUGGGGGCGUUGGUUCCGCAGUUGGAGGUGACAUUUGUCAUGCCAGCGCAAUGUCCGGGCAAGGAGUCGUCCGGAGGGGAUCUGGAGAGUGUUAUUCCUGACUCGUCCAGUAUAGCGGACGACGCUGGCACUACAACUAGUGUACAAUGGAACACAGUGCUGUCGACUAAUAUGCAGGACGGGGGAGUGUACAAAAGACAUCCGACACUGACGUCUCCAACGAGUGACAUUCUGAGUGACAACGCGUCUCUCUCCAUCGGCCGCUCGGAGCCGCAACCGCGCAAGAGUGGUGGCAAGAAAGUGGAGCUGUCCUUCCAAUUCAACUCUUCACACGCACACUUCCAGAAGGCGCAGCCGGUCAGUAACCAUGUGGAGAAAAAAAUUUCAGAAGACAAAUAUACAUUAGUCGAGCCUCAAUCAGGCCCUGCGCUUCCUGUCAAGGACUUUACACAGAAAAUGAAGGGCUUCGGUGUGGGACUGGGAAACAUGAUCUCCAACCCUUUCGACAAAUUGAAACCUUCAACAGCGGACGACGCUAGCGACUCUAUGUCAGUCAGAUCAGACGCCAGUUCUGACAGUGACAAUUACGUGGCGUUCAAGAUGAAAGAUCUAGACACGGGUGACACCAUGUUCUCACUUGGCGAUGGAGGAACUGGAGGCGUCGAACUGGCUAACGAUGCGUUAGAAGACGACGAAGCAACUUUGACUACACCUUCGCACAGUGAGACGUCACACAGCAUUGCGAGUAGUUAUAAAAGGAGAGAUCUGGUUGCGGUGGCGACAUUUAAGUUAGGCCAGGUCGAAGUAAUGCAGCAAUCUGAAGGGUUCAAUUCCUCCGUUAAGCUGCAAAUCUUCAACAUAUCAGCAGAGGAAUGUCCGUCCAUACCUUGGGACGAGUUCCAGAGCAAGUUCACGAUGCGAUCGCGCGGCUGGUCGGAGAUGAGCAGUACCAACCACAAGCCCCGCGUAACAGCUCGUCUAAACCACACCGUGACCCCGCAGAGCCCCGCUCAGUGGGUGGGGCCUGGCCUAGGCUCUGGGGCAUGGUUCACCAACCUAUUGACCGUCAGGGUUGCCAACACGGAGCUGGGUCUCAGUGUCGCCACUAUUGCUGGGUUGGCAGACCUGGCUGAAGACGAGGUGCUGUCAACGCCGCUGCCUGUAGAUAUAACUUUAGAGAACAUCAGAUUACAUCUGACUGAAGACAGGAGUUGUAACAUCACUUCGCCUGGACCAAUACCUCUAGAUGUGAACAUCAGUCAGCUCAGGGUUCACAGGACGGAGGACGGAGUGUUACACGUGGAGCCGCCUCCCCCACCCUCCCCUCUCACUCCUACGACACCACACACCCCCGCCAUGGACCAGGUGAUGUUGGCAAGACUGCGCAGUGAGAACGACGAGCUGCGGAGACGGUUGGCCGCCAUGGAGAAGAUCAACGAAGAGAACCAUGUGUUGCGGCGAUGCCAAGAGGAGACGAAAGUACUCAGGUCGUUGGUAAACUCAGCGCAGGAAGACCUGUGUCGAGCGCUAGAGGCCAAACAGGAGCUGUUGGACAAGGUACAAAGACUGCAAGCGGCUGCUAACAGCAACGAUAAGCAGCAAAGUAACACCAAGAGAUAGCAGCAGUGCUGCUGUUUCCGCUGUGGCUGCGGCUGCUCACACAAGAAAUGUUUGUAAAACCUAGUCUAGUCUGUACAGUAGGCACCACUGCUAUGGUUAUCUGGAGGAAGCACUUCUUUAGGGGAUUGCAUGCCGCUGGCGGCCAUUUUGUACUGGGAAAUGAUUUAGACUUUUUUGAGGUUAGGUUUAUUUGUAAUAAACCAUUUACUUCAAGUUACGUGUUUUAAAACUACAUUUAUUUUGCUUUUGCUAGGACUACGUUUAUUGUAGCAAAACUUUUGGUAAAUUUUGAAUUAACUUCUUGGACCUUUUUUUAGGUUAUAUUUGCUCAUCGGCUAUUAGUUGAGACUUUUAAAAUUACAUAUAUUUUGUUUUGACAAAACUUAUUGGAGUACAGCUGAUGGUAAAUAAUAAAUUAUCAUCUACUGACACUUCUUAGUACAUUAUACGGUUGGUAUUAUCAGGUUAAUUUAAUUUCAAACUUAAGUGACAUAACCUUAAAGUUUAGCAGGUACCUUGAGUAAGGUAUUUGGUUAGUUACCGUUACUAGACCUAUCGAACAUAAUGUUCAUGUUUUUCUGUGCAAUCAAAAGUUAUAAAAUUGUGUCCCAUUCCUUUUACAAGUGAGUUACGUCUACGUAUAACUUAAAUCGCUUUUCAAUUUGAUUGAAGCAUACCAGUCAAUUAUUUUCUAUUUUGUACUCUCUGUUCUAGUGCACUACCAACUUACCAACCGUAAAAUAGAUUAAUUUUAAACCUAAACCAGUGUUACCUCUGGAAAAAAUUUGUAGUUCAGUGGUAGGCAUCCUCUAACUAGGCUUACGAAUAACCCCGAGCAACAUGGUGUUUAUAGUCACAUUAUUCCUACGUUAUCUAUACGGACUAGAAAAUUUUAAUUUGUCUGACAUAUUGUAACUUGCUGCUGGUUUCGUUACUGAUAAACUUAAUUUGUUUAUGGUCCAACUUGUUAUUGUGCAUCUCUUGUUUAAAAACCUGCAGUACUCUAGGUAGUCUAGGUUGUAUUUUCUCGGUGCUAUUAUCAGUUCCUUUAUUGUUGCUUUGUAGCAAAAUGUACGGAGUAAAAAAGACAGUCAUAUGUGAAGUUUUAAAAUCAGCUGAUCACAAAUUUAUCACAUGUUAUACAUCAUGUUUAAGAAGGCUACCUAACUCUGUACAUUUUGACUUUUAGUACAUUGUAGAUAAUUAUUUUCAGUCUUGAAUGAUCUGUUAGUUAAGUUCUUAUCAUAAAACACUUACGCACUGUUGUUUUCAAUUUUUUUUUGUACGAGUAAUACCUUUGGGUAUUUCUUCUCAACGAUAUGUAAGAGUAUAUAUUUAAGAGCAUUUAUUGUUUCAUGUUAAUGAUAUAACAUUGUUUUAUUAUUUGUUACACAUAAUAAAACUGUAAAUUUUGUCUAACUCGUACAGGAAAGAAUCUGUUUGGUUUCAACUAGUCAAUCAGCUGUUUUUUGUUGUUGAGAGAUGGAUAUUUACUAUGAACAGCUGUAAAUAAUAUAGUUGUUUAUCAUCACAAUAUUUAUAUUCUCAGGGCAUUUGACUAUUAUUUAAUUUUAUUUUAAUGAUGGGUUUUAAAACUUGAACAUGAAAAUUGCUGACAAAUUUGAGAAAAAGGAAACGAAUAGGUUUCUGGAGGAGAAGUGUUUCAAAUAGGUUUCUUUAAAUGAAAGUCUAUAGCAAAAUGUAACUUAUUUUUGAAUUGUUACAUUAAUAAUGUUUAGUCACUUUAGUGAUGGUACUGUUAAUCCUUCCGUUGAGUGCUUUUCUUUUCAAAUUAAUUUUUUUUAGUACCGGUACUUAUCUAAACUGUAAGUUUUUGUAAAAAUAUAAAUUAGUGUAUAUAAUCUGUUGAAAUAGUAAAUAACAAAUUGUGAUUUUAUCAUUGUUGAAUAUAUUGUCAGUGCUUGCGUUGCUCAGUAUGUAUCGACUAUUAGCAAUAUUUGUUUGUAUUUUGUAUGUCUUGUCGAAAUAUUUACCAGUUAUGUAGUUGUUAAAUUCUAUUUGUUAAUAUGUAGAUAUUCAAUUAGAAAUAAUUCGAUUGUUGCAUUUCCGUGUCAAAUUCUAAGUUAGUUGAACAUUGUAUUAGUGUUUUUUUUCUAAUGCUAAAUAUUUACGCACCCUUUUCUUUGAUAUGUUUUCAAACACAAUGGGUUUAUAAAAGACGAAUCUUAUAUUUAUUUUGUUAUCAUUCAUUGUGAUUUUGGUUAGUGACUGUUUUUCUCAUAUUGAUUGGGAAUUGUUUUGGUUGUAUUUUUAUCGGGCAGCUUAGAAGGCUUUAAAGUAUUUCUAAUAAGAAAAUCUUCCAGUAGUCGAGGAAAAAUUUCGGCUUCGGAACUAAACGUAACAGGAUUAAAAUAAUGAAUUAUUUAAUAUUAUGCGAUGUAUGAAAUAUGGUAAUUUUUUUGUAAAAUGAGGUUGGUAGCAUCUAUACAAAAAACCUACUGCAAUAGAAACUACUGAUAAUAACUACAACACUGAUUUACUAUAAUAAUUGUUCUACAAUAAAAAAAUCUUUAUUGACAUCCAUUUGAAAUUGCAAUUCAAAUGGGCCUUGAAAACCUGUAGGCUACGUGGACCGUAUCAACCAAAGCAAGGAGUGAGCCGUUACCGUACAAAAUGAUGUGUACUGAAUAAUAUAAGUGGUGGAACCAGGUUCGAACCCACAACAUCACUGACUUGGCUUCUCAGUCAUAAAUACAGUUAUAACAAUAUACAUUAUGGUUUAAACAAAAAUCUUUUGACAUUUAAGUUCCAAGGAUUUUGAAGAUGGCUUGAAAUGUUUAUGCAUUAGUAAUAAAUUAUUAAAUGUUUUAAAAUAGUUACGUUGAACUUCAAAUUGUGUGCUACGUAGUAAAAUUACGAUAAAAUGUGUAAAGACCAAAGCAUGGAACAAAAUAAGUAGUAACUUUGACGAUAAACAAAUCGUAAAAUAUAAAAAAUUCCCUUAAUGAUCACAAAUCUUUUAUAUUCUUUACUCUAAGCUUAACUAAUUUUUCCUCGUGAACAUGGCUAUAUUGCACGUUUAAAAUAGCUUCUUUAUAUUGCAGGUGAAAACUUGGGUUAAAUCUUGUUGCGUUUAGUUCUUGACCCGCAAAUGUGAUGUGAUUUCCGAGACUACGUAAAUGUUGUACUAAACAGUGCAAGAGUGUGGUAAUUUAAUUUACUUUUUUGUAAAAAUCCUUAGAGAAUAUAUUGUAAAAUAUUGUUGUAAAUUGUAUUGGUUGUAACAUCCGAUAUGUACAAAUAAUUUUUGUCACAGUAAACAUUUUAAACUACUACACGAUUUUAAACAUUUGUAUAUCUAUUUGUUGGUUUGGUUACAUUUUUAUUUUUUACCUUUGCAGAUCGUUUAAUAAUUCAAUAUCUAAGUGUAUAAAUAUUACUACACUCUUGCACAUUGUAAAUUGUACAAAGAUAAAUAACAAUAAGAGGUGUGUGAGGGACCAGCUAAGCUGUUUUUGUUGUGACUGUACAUUUUGCUUUGUGACUGUACAUUUGUUGUGGCUUGCUAUAUCAUGGCUUGUCAAUACCAAGGGAUUGUGUUUUAACGUGAAAAUGCAAUAAUUAAAAAUUAUAUUUUCCUAUGAGCUCCAGCUUCCCAAAUGGAACCCUGUUUCUUAAAUACCCCACACCUGACUCCUAGACCUAGUACAGAGACUUUUUUGUUCUUCUAAUUUGUUCUGAUGGUAAAUACAAAUAGUAGGUUGAAUAAAAAUAGUAAACUAAAAACAAUGACUUUCUGCAGGUUAGCGUAGGUUAGUUUAGCAAAGCUUCAAGCCUACUUACCAAACACCUCUUUAUUGCCAAACACUUCCCUUUCAAUUAAAACCCAACUAACCAUUACAUUUAUGCCUGCAGGCAAUUUAUACGAAGAUAAUUUAAAGAGUUUAAGGGACAUUACUCUUAAAAUCAAAUUGGAAAUGCUAACCAUCAAACUAGCACACCAAUUCUGUUUUAUUAUCUCAGUUUCAACAAAAAAUAUUGACUUUCAUGUUUUUACACAAUCCACAAACCUAUAAAAGCCGUUUAGUUGCCACUUCAAUCAUUACAUGCAUAUCAACAGCGUAGGUUAAGCUUGUACUAAUAGGUGUAAUACAAUAAAACAUUUGUUACUGCUUUAGUAUGUUUGUUAACCUGUAAGAUAAGUUGUUUUGGAUCACAGUAAAAAAAAUUAUUAGCUUUAAUCAAUGAUUAGGUUCGAAAUAAUCUUUUGGCUUUGUUUUUAUCAUAUAAUUUUUUCAUAAUAGUUUGCUUCGUAAUAAAUUUUAGUUAGGUCAAUUAAUUGUUUAUCUUUAUGCAUUUACUAAAUAUUUUACUGGCUGCUGUUUCAAUCAUGACAACAAAAUUUUAAUUUUAUUUGACAACUCACCGAAUAUUUGUUAGUACUUAAGAAUCAAAUUAUGGUGUUUUACUUAAAAAAGAUUUGACAUUGUGUAAAUUGGUUGAAUUUCGGAUGCUUAAGAUACUGAAACAAUAUAAAAUUGUCAUUUUCUAUCCAUAAAAUAUUUUUCAAAAGAUAGUUUUUCUCUGACUAUUUAAUUUCUUAUAUGGAUCCAUCAUUCUAUUAAUUUUCUUAGUAGUUUUUAUUCUAGUCUAAACAUAUAUUAUAUUCCAUCGUAAUUACCAACAAAAAUGUAUUUAACUAUUUUUUAAAUUUAAUCUUUAGGAAAAAACACCAUUGUCAUAAAUAAAUUUAGGCUUAGUAAUAUAGGAUAAUCAUUUUACUGUCAAUUUUCUUUCAUUACAAUGAAUUCUUGUCUUGUUCUCGUAGCUUUUUUUUUUCGUAGCAAUGUUUCAUAAGACUGGGUAUUUAGCUAGUUAAUAUACAUUGUAUUUUUUCUAUUUUCAUUGUCAUAAUGUAAUAUAUUGUUAUUUAA